This is a messenger RNA of Symbiodinium sp. CCMP2592, 1569 nucleotides long. Lineage: Eukaryota; Dinophyceae; Suessiales; Symbiodiniaceae. The record is from the annotation of a GenBank genome assembly.
AUGAAAGCCGCAUGGCAGCUUUCGCAAGGCCGCAUCUAUAGACUCGGCCCACAGACUUCGCUGCAGGUUCGGGAUCACUGUUGUGGCGAGCCGCAGCAAAGUCCUGGGUGGCAUGUGGUUCGGGACACUCCACGGGCUGGACUGCCCAUCAACUACGGCUCUGUCACCUCCUGUUUCGUCCUUGCAUCCGUCUCGCGUACGGCAACUCGCGGCAGACACUGCAGGUGCAAGCGUAAACCAUCGUCAAGCCCCGUUUCAGGAUCUACGAGGCUUCUCGUGGAUGCAGAUAUACAUAGUGUUGAAGAAAUAGAGGACGUAAUCAAAGAGCUCGAGAAGACCUGCAGAGCUGUGUACACAACCGUUUUUGCAGAGCCUCGUCGCAUCGAGAACAAGAGGUGGGACCAGUUGUUCCAACGUCGCAGGAUCAUGUUCCAACCGGUGGAACGGAAUUCAAGCCGAGUUGCAGAAGCUAACGAUGCUGUGAUAGACAGAGCGAUCCGGACCUGUGCCAAUGACCAAAGCUUGGCGCUCCUGACGUCCGACUACGAUUAUGUAGAGGCUGUUAAGGACGCGAUGAAUGCUAGCAAAAGAGUUUUGGUUUUUGUUCCAUCAAAAAAGACUUCACUUAUCAUUCGUUAUCAGAGUGCCGGGGUGGAGGUCCAACGGCUGCAUCGCCGGGUGUCCGCGCUGCCCAGGGUACGUGCGUUCUUGCAUCAAGAUGGCAGUGGGCAUGUGCAGUUGAGUGACCCAUACGAUCCAUACAGCUUCGUGCAUGAUGAGGAUACUGUGGAUGCUUUCACAUCUUUUUUGGCUGACCUUGGCUUCUUGGCCACCGGGGACAGGGACAAAGAGUAUUUCGUCCAAUCUACGGCCAAGUUUUGGGUCACGAACGAGUUGGGCUCGACAGUUGUAUUUCCAGCGCAAAUCGGCAUGAACCAAGUUUUGGAGCAGAUGCGGAAGAGUAGCAAUAUGAAAUGGAGGAGGUAUGAUAGUGAUAUGGCGUUCUUCUUACCCAAAACUUCACGAAGGAAGCUGACAAAGAAGCAGAUGGGGGAGUUUGGCACGGGCAUUUCAAAGGAGAUCUUUUCGGGUGGUGGCCCAUUCUUGCUGAAUGACUCCACAGAUCUAGUUUGCCAAGCUUUGCGAAGGCUCGGGUACAUGGACAACGACAUGAACGCAGACCUGCAGGAGGCCAUGCUCGUGUUCGUGAAUGCUCCGACCAACAAGUAUAACCUGCGGAAGCCACUGGAUGUUCUUCCCUCCCCAACAGACACAGCCGCAGAGGUGGAGGAUAAGCUCCGGUAUGCAUUUCUCUCGCACAGGACGAAUGGACAGUGGCGCGUGGCCCCCAAGGAUGUCCAAAUACGGGCACACCUCUGCAAGCUCGGUUUCUUGGCCGACGUGAAUUCAGCACGCAGAGACGUUUUUCGCGCAAUGGCCAAGUAUGCUAGGCGACACCAGCUCCCCGAAAUGAAAACCUACAACGGGUAUGUGUUCCGCCUCAUGGACUACAUGGACUCCUCCCCGACGAAAACUGGAGCCAUCGAGAUCAGACAGAGUGGCGAUUAG